CUCAGCUGACCACCUCUCAGGAAGGCGGGUUGCCUAUGGGAGAACCGCCGCCAGUGGUGUCAGUCACGUCUACGCUGAAGCACUGCGGCUGUGCUGCUGAAGCACUUCCAGAGUAGACAAACCCUUGGUUUUCCCAGUUGUACAAUGGGAAUACUAGCCCAGCUGUGCCCUCUCUCGCUGGAGGAUUGGGCAGUGCUCAGGUGCUACAAGCUGUCCGCUCAGAUUCAGCCACUGCUUAGCUUCAGAGCCAUGUCGUCGGCCCCAGAGCAGCCCCAUGCAUCUCACAGCUAUGAGACUCUGAAGGUGUCCCGGGUGCGGGAGAAAGUGUUCCACGUGGAGCUGAACCGGCCGGACAAACGGAACGCCAUGAAUACAGUGUUCUGGAGGGAGAUGGUGGUGUGUUUCAACAAGAUUGCCCAAGACUCGGAGUGCCACGCAGUGGUGGUGUCAGGUGCCGGGAAGCUAUUCAGUGCUGGCAUCGACCUCAUGGAGAUGGGCAGUGUGUUUGUGAUGGUGGAAGGGGACGACACGGCUCGCAAGGCGUGGAACCUGCGCAAGAAGAUCAGGGAGUAUCAGGAGAGCUUCACAGUGCUGGAGAGGUGUCCGAAGCCUGUGAUUGCCGCUGUCCACGGAGGCUGCAUUGGGGGAGGUGUAGAUCUGAUCUCUGCCUGUGAUAUCCGGUAUUGCACCCAGGAUGCAUGGUUCCAAGUUAAGGAGGUGGAUGUCGGGCUGGCGGCAGAUGUGGGCACGCUGCAGCGCUUGCCCAGGAUCAUUGGGAACCAGAGCCUGGUGAACGAACUGGCCUUCACCGCCCGCAAGAUGAUGGCUCCAGAAGCUGAGAGCAGCGGCCUGGUCAGCCGGGUUUUCCAGGACAAGCAGGCCAUGCUGGAGGGCGCCUUCGAGCUGGCGGCCGACAUUGCUGGCAAGAGUCCCGUGGCCGUGCAGGGCACCAAGGUCAACCUAAUCUACUCCAGGGACCACUCCGUGUCCGAGGGCCUGCGGUACAUGGCCACCUGGAACAUGAGCAUGCUGCAGACUGAGGAUGUCGUGAAAUCUGCUCAGGCUGCCGUGGAGAGGAAGAGCCCCAAGGACGUCCUGUACUCCAAGAUGUAGCUGCGGCUCAAUCAGACUCUUAGCCCACGGUGCCUUUAGUGUGACCCCCCCUUUCUGGGUCACGCCUGGGGCCUGCGCUAGCCCCAAAAGCUCGUUUCAUAGCAGAAGAAGCCACCAAUGAGAUCAGCCCAGAGCUGAGUUUAUUAAUAAACUGAAACCCAA
This is a messenger RNA of Chelonoidis abingdonii (Abingdon island giant tortoise), 1275 nucleotides long. Lineage: Eukaryota; Metazoa; Chordata; Testudines; Testudinidae. The record is from RefSeq and is a predicted model, not a curated record.